Molecule: messenger RNA, 1622 nt
Organism: Oryza sativa Japonica Group (Japanese rice)
Lineage: Eukaryota; Viridiplantae; Streptophyta; Magnoliopsida; Poales; Poaceae
Source: RefSeq, a predicted model, not a curated record
CUAGGGCAAGGGCCUACUACUACAGCGUUGCGCCGUCCGCCUGCGUCCUUGCUUGAUGCUUCGCACGCGCGUGACGGCGCCGCCGUUCCUCGCCUCUCUCCUCUCUCCUCUCUCCGCCACUCCGCCUCUCCCCCAUCCCAUCGUCCACCCGGCCCGAGCUGCGGAGGCGCAGACCUCCGCCGCUGCGCCCGCAUCGGCACAGCUACAGACCAACGCGGCCGCCGGCGCUGGGAGCUCGGGACGCGAGGACAGCGGUACAGCCGGACCCCCGGCUGACUGACGCAGUGCCGCCUGCCUCUGCCCGUCGCGGCGUCGCCGUUAGCCUCUUCUCUUGCUCUCUGCCCUCUGCGCUACGGCUGCCGGCUCGUGUGACUCAGUGGCUGUGAAGUCCUUCCCAGCGGGCGAGACGGCGACCCGGCUCCUGCAGUUUGUAGGAUUGGUAAAACAUGAAGAGAAAUGGGGAUAUUGCUGUUGAACUAUCUAUACUUCUAUACUAUGAGCUGGUGGUUCUGCCAACCACCACCACCACCACCACUGAAAUAUGGGCCAUGGUUUGAGUUGCCAUGGAUAUUGAGCGACAAGUUCAAGAGACAUUUAGUAACCACUAUAAAAGCGUGGUGCUAAUCAGAAGGGGAUCAGAUGGCAUCGGCACUGGCUUUAUUAUUGGUAAAACAAGGAAAAGUUAUGUUGCGAUGACAUGCUACCAUGUCAUCUCAGGUAACCCCUCUGGUGCUUUAAAGGUCAGACUACCUAGGGACACAAAGGAUUAUGUUGCUGAGCUGCUAUAUGAGCAUCAGGGUUAUGAUCUUGCAAUUAUUAAAGUUAAUGGAGUGAGUGGAGAAUGCCCAAUUCUUCAAUUUGGUGAUUUAGAAGGUGUGGCGCAUAGGGCCAAUGUCGUUCAGCUUGGAUAUAUCCUUGGGUCACAGUUUGCUUUAAACUUGGACCCCUCAGUAUCUCCUGGAUCAGUCAUAAGACCGGCAAACCAAAAUGGAAUGAUGGGCAGCCAGGAUGUUGUCUACAGUGCCGCUGCAAGACAUGGCGCCUCAGGAUCUGCAGUGAUGUUUGAUGAUAAAGUUAUUGGAGUACUAUAUUCAAUGUCUACAAAUAGCCAAGUUGCGUAUGCUCGAUCAAGUACUACUGUUCACAUGGCCUUGAAGAAUUGGUUGCAUCCAAAUGAUGCUGCAAUAACCACUGAGAAGAUGAUAGAACUUGUAGUAAAACCUCUAAAUGAUUCAGAGUUAGACGAUUGAUUGGACUGGCUAUGGAUUGCAAGGGCAUGUGGACUCAAUGGGUGUAGACUCUAUUAAUGUAAUCGCCCAUGGUUGUUUGUUAUUUUUAUUGAUGUCCUCUUUCCAUGGGAAUAUGUUGUCUAUGUAAUUUUUAAUGUUUGAAAUUAUCAAUAGUUAGCUAGCUAUUAGAUCUUGUUCUUUUCAGCUGAUGGACAGCUUACGGAUAGUUAUUGCAUGCUUUUAAAGCUAGAAUUCCUUUCAAAAAAAAAUGUUAUCGUUGACAACUUUUUCUAAAUUGUGGGACAGUGAUAGUAUUAGUUAAACCCAGUCUCUAUAGUAAUUUUUGGCUCCGUUGCCCGUGCUUUAUAAACAGGAAGGCUAAUACAUUUACAA